AUGGAAGGAGGCCUUAAGGGGGUGUUAUGCAAUGCAAGUGCCCUAGACUUGGUUACUUGUGGAGGCAUAAGUGGGUUACCUGAAGCAUUUGGCAGGAGUAGUUGGGGUGGCUUACCUAGCUUGAAAUUACUCACCAUAACAAGUUGCGAUGAAAUCACUAAAUUAAUUAGAGGACAGAAUAUUCGUGGGAGUAUGUUGCCAAAUUUAAAGCGUUUAGUGAUCAAUCGCUUACGAAAUUUGGAGACCAUUUUGGAUGGGAUGGUCCCAAAUAGAGUAAGCCUUGGCAGAUUAAAAACGAUAGAAGUGGUGGAUUGUCCACGAUUGAAGGUCGUCAUCUCUUAUGGUCUGCUUCAGCAGAUCCAAAACCUUGAAGAGAUCAGGCACAUAGAAGUAAGCAACUGCCCCAUGUUGAAACAGCUCCCUCUCUCAGUCUGCAAUGCAGCAACUAUUACAGAAAUCAGAGGUGAGAUAGAAUGGUGGAGCAAUCUAAGAUGGAAAGAUGAAAAUAUCAAGAGCACUUUCAACAACGUUUUCAGGCAUGCCCAGACACUGAAGUUGGCAGAGAAAGAUAAAUGGGACUUAUAUGCAGACCAGAAGAAUGGUGAACAAAGUUGA
Messenger RNA from Ilex paraguariensis (yerba mate), 615 nucleotides. The record is from the annotation of a GenBank genome assembly. Lineage: Eukaryota; Viridiplantae; Streptophyta; Magnoliopsida; Aquifoliales; Aquifoliaceae.